UGCAAAGUCGAGAGUGAUGCACUAUUUAAAAGGAGGUAACAAGUAAGAUGGAUCGGGCUUUUGGGAGUGGAUGAGCGUGAACGUAAGAGGGUGUGACGAUGCCAAGAUGAUGAAAAUGCGAGCGGGGAGGGAUGGGGAGGCGAGCUACCGGAUCUGCGCACGCGCGCUUGCUUGCUGGGGAAGCAAGUUGGCGAGAGGGGUGUCUCUCAUCCCUUCGGAACGACCCACGAGCUUGCGAAAGUGGAUGCUGAAGAUGCAAUUUUUGGAGUGGAACGACGAAAGCAAAACAAAAGCAAGGGGGCAAAAAGCAGAUACAGCAAAGCAAAAGAAAAGGGGCGGAAAGAAAGAAAAAGAAACAAGAGCACCAAAUGAGAAAAGCGCUUUGAAAAUCACGCUUAUCAAAGAAGCACCAGAACGAGGUAUGCACGAUGAAUUUCAGAAUUAACCACCCCUGCCACUCUCCAAACAAAAAGAAGUCAAAUACUAAAUCAAGCGAAACACCACAUCCUCAAACUUCAAAAUCUCAAAACGCUUUUCACCACACAGCACACGAUAUCACCAACCCCCCCGUCCCUCCUCUGCUCUUCCAAGCCCAAGCCCAACCUCAAGCCCAAGCGAAUACUCCUCCCC
Molecule: messenger RNA, 630 nt
Organism: Serpula lacrymans var. lacrymans S7.9
Lineage: Eukaryota; Fungi; Basidiomycota; Agaricomycetes; Boletales; Serpulaceae
Exons: 2
Coding region: 71-445 (124 amino acids)
Source: RefSeq, a predicted model, not a curated record